GAGUCAAAUUCGAUCGAUAUUGAUUUGCAUUAUUUUGUUUAAUGCUUCCCGCAUUUUUCCUAUUUCUUGUAUUCAGAUAUAGGGGUAAACAUUUCCUAUAAAAGUCUUUACCAAUUUAACUUUUGGCAACAGAAAAAGUUUGAUCAUGAGACUGUUAACUAUUUUGGCUUUUGUUGGGCUUGUACUGAAUCUAGUCCUUGCUGAUGAUAGUCCAGGAUUCUUUUUGAAAAUAACCAAAAAUGUUCCACGUUUGGGCAAACGUAGCGAGAAUUUUGUUAUGAAAAAUAUACCACGUAUAGGACGUAGCAGCUUUAUUGGAGGGCAGCAGUCUUCUUCUGUGACUCCUCUGAUGGCCUGGCUAUGGGAUUUGGAUAUAGAGCCUGUAAAACGUCGCUAUCCCACAUCGGAUCAAAUCAAAGCCUUGGAAAGGGAACUGAAUGUGGUGCAACCUGUCAAUUCGAAUACUUUGAUUGAGCUGCUCGAUAAGAAUGCCAUACCCAGUGAGCAAGUGAAAUUCGUUCACUGGAAGGACUUUGAUCGUGCUCUACAAUCCGAUAUGGAUCUCUAUGCCAAGGUCAUUCAAUUGGGACGCCGGCCCGAUCAACGUUUGAAGGAAGAUCUCAAUCUUAAUAGCUAUAUACCCAUUUUUGGUACUAACAAUGAGCAGAAUGGUGACUUUAUAAUGUUGAAUAGCAAUGAUCGAGAUCUAUAUGGUAGUCGCAGUCGUUUCGAUCGCAACUUUAUGAAAUACAAUCAUUUGUAGGACAGUGUAAAUGUGAUUUUAUAUACCACAAAUGUCUCCUGAAAAUAAAUAACCACAGAUUCUACAUCUUCAAGUCCGGAAAAAGACACAAAGCAAAU
Molecule: messenger RNA, 861 nt
Organism: Drosophila willistoni
Lineage: Eukaryota; Metazoa; Arthropoda; Insecta; Diptera; Drosophilidae
Gene: ETH
Exons: 2
Coding region: 146-763 (205 amino acids)
Source: RefSeq, a predicted model, not a curated record